Messenger RNA from Cyphellophora europaea CBS 101466, 2220 nucleotides. RefSeq lists its product as uncharacterized. The transcript has 6 exons. The record is from RefSeq and is a predicted model, not a curated record. NCBI's taxonomy places the organism in Eukaryota, Fungi, Ascomycota, Eurotiomycetes, Chaetothyriales, Cyphellophoraceae. Gene Ontology annotation, molecular function: DNA-binding transcription factor activity, RNA polymerase II-specific; sequence-specific DNA binding; zinc ion binding. Bases 1 to 2220 code for a protein of 739 amino acids. Gene Ontology annotation, biological process: DNA-templated transcription; positive regulation of transcription by RNA polymerase II.
AUGAAGAGAGCGGAACUCAGAAGGGCCAGGUCUCAAAGUCCGGAGUCGGGUCCUGUGUCGAGCCACGGCAGCCCAGCCAAGCGCCCCCGGACUGCUCUAGCUUGUCAACGGUGCAAGUCACGCAAACAGAAGUGUGAUGGACAAGAGCCAUCUUGUACACCGUGUUUGAAAUCCUCAAAACGAUGUCAAUACGUCGCCUCUACCGUUCUUAAGCCCACAGAGCAGAGGACUUAUGUCAAGACCCUGGAAUUGAAGGUCGCCGACCUGGAAAGCCGGCUCAGAGAUUCCGAGGCCUCUGCUCGUGGUGGCGAUGAUGAAUUUGAUGAAUCUUACCGGCUUUCGGAUGUCCCUCCAGAGAAUCCCUUGUCUAAAACCAUUCGCGACCUCAGCCUGAACGCUAGCGGCUACAGUUAUCUGGGCGGCACCUCUAACGUCACGCUGGGGCAUCUGCUGGGCCCAGUGCUUCAGAUUGGGGUUCGACCUACAAACGACAAGAACCGCAUGAACGCAAAUGAUCCUGACAAAGAUCCAUUGGUAACUCGCAGAUUCUCGUCCACCGAUGAGGCUGAGGUCUGCUCUGGUCUACCUCUCACAGAACCUGUUGUCGAGCAGUUGUUUGAAGCGUAUAUGGACCAUGUGUCCCACCUUUUCCCGGUCAUCCAUUCGCCCAAACUUCGCGAGAUGCAUGCGCGACGAUCUAAGCCCAAAGGACCAUUCGAAGUUUGCGUUCUUCACCUGGUGUAUGCAAUUGGUGGCGUGACACUAUCAUCGGCAGAGCGAAAAGGCGAGUUCAGAUCCGAUGAGCAUUAUGAAGCGGCCAUGCUUGAUCGAAAUAGGAUCACACGCUGUUUUGACAGAAGAGAGAUCAUUCUCCUGUCCCUGGCAUCGCUGUACUGCUUGCGAGCGCCUCGAAGUCCAGGACCUUGGUCGAUGAUCGCCUUGGCCGUCAAACUGUGUACAUCUCUGGGAUUACACAGAAAGACACGCCUUUCCAAACUGAGCUUGAGAACAGAGCUCGACAGAAGGCUCUUUUGGUCAUGCUACCGUCUUGAUCGAGACAUAAACCUUGCUAUGGGCCGUCCUCUAUCUAUUUGCGACCAUGAUAUCGAUUGUCCGCUUCCACUCGAUGUCAACGAGGAUAGCGUGGAUCUGGAAGACUUUCGCAAAGCUCAUGCUCAAGACAAACAUCUGCCUGCGAGUCCUUCAACUAGCCUGACGUACUUUGUACACAUGACUCGACUUACCAGGAUCGUUUCCAAAAUUCAACAUACAAUAUAUCGCGUCGAUCAACCCGUGGAAGAUUUUGACAUUAUUCGUGGAUUCCUCACAGAGCUGGCUGCUUGGGACGAGGCCACUCUACCAGUGUUCACUCCAGAGCAUAGUCUUCUCACGGACGGUGCCCGCGUGGCUGCUUCUCAUCUCCAACCACGGGAGCGCUAUCAGAUUGAGUAUCACACUGCGAUGCGAUUCCUCCUGUUUCCUUGUCUUGGCAGUGAAGAUGUGGUUGAUGCGCAGCUCCUGAAGAAGGGCACAGAAGCUUGCGUCGGAGUCUGCACUGCCUUCAAGACUCUACACCGAAAGUCGCCAGCUGCGUACUACUCGCCUCUGUCGGUCAUGUCUCUAUUUCUAGCAGGACUGACCUUGAUCCAUUGUGGAUACGGCCCAAAUGCUGAGAGCCACGAUCAAGCAACGGUAGCCCAGGCACUUACAGAUUGUACCAUCAUGCUGUACGUCAUGGCCGAGCGCUGGCCCCGGGCACGCAAGUUCCGAGACAUAUUCGAGCGCCUGAAACAGAUUUCCGCCGAGCGGCAGAGCCAGAGGAAGAGCAACGAGGGCUCGAGUGGAUACACGAACACGGCGAACUCCUUCGCCACCAUGAACGGCCACCAGAGCAUGAUGCAACCAAACAGAGCAGCUGUUGCGUCUGACUCCCUGAUUCACCUGUCAGACAAUUACAACACCGUCUUGGGCAUGGCAGAGCCCACCGUUCCGGACAUGAUCCUCGAUAUCGUGCGCGAACCUUUCCCACUGUGGGACGAAGGUAACUUCAAUUUCGAGGCUUUUAUGGAGAAUCAAUCCUCUAUGGCUACGGGAGAUUAUGGCGCGCAGCAGAACGACUUUGAAUGGGAUGGCCAUUUGGGGCAUUCCUUCACACCCAGCGGCUGCGCUUUUAUGGACGAGUACUAUCUCAACGAUUCAAUGCCUCCUAGCCUGCUUUGA